This is a messenger RNA of Penaeus monodon (black tiger shrimp), 604 nucleotides long. RefSeq lists its product as uncharacterized. The record is from RefSeq and is a predicted model, not a curated record. The transcript has 3 exons. NCBI's taxonomy places the organism in Eukaryota, Metazoa, Arthropoda, Malacostraca, Decapoda, Penaeidae. Bases 1 to 540 code for a protein of 179 amino acids.
AUGUUCCCAUUAAUCGACUUUUGUGUCUAUCAUCUUAUUACUAUCUUCAUUCCAACUCACCGAUAUUUCUUUCUUACUUUAUUACAUUUUAUUUUAUUUUUAAUAAUUAUUUUAUUAAUUCUUAUCAUUAUUUUAUCUCAUUUUUACUGCUAUUAUAACUUUCUGUCUCGCCCACGCCGCCCACAGCACAUCGAGCGCCUCACCUCGCAAGUGACGAGUCUGGGCGAGCAGUCGAGACGCCAGUCCGAACUCUACGAAACGGCAGUGAAGCGCGGGCGGCAGUGCGAGGCGGAGGUGCACGCUCUCACCACCAGAGGGAGGCAGCUGGAGGCCGAUGCACAGACGGCGGAGGCGUCGAGGGAGCAUGUGGUUAUAGAGAAGGAGAAGACCGAACGCAUCUUGAACCGUGUCAUCGAGGCUCUGGGACUGACGGAGAUGGGUCAAGAGGUCACCAACGACGUCGAGAUGAUCAUCUGCCGAUGUCAACAGCUGGCCAAGCUCGAGGGGGAGAAGAUUGUGGACAAAGUACGGAGAGCUUAGGUUAAACUGAGCUUUAAAGAGAACGGAUUUUGUUGUUUCGUUUUAUUGAGUUAAAUUUGAUUUU